Messenger RNA from Gastrolobium bilobum, 3009 nucleotides. RefSeq lists its product as uncharacterized. The record is from RefSeq and is a predicted model, not a curated record. NCBI's taxonomy places the organism in Eukaryota, Viridiplantae, Streptophyta, Magnoliopsida, Fabales, Fabaceae. Bases 323 to 2536 code for a protein of 737 amino acids. The transcript is spliced from 10 exons.
UUUGCAUUGGACAUGUGAGUGGAUGAAAAGAAGGCAUGUCCAAGCAUUACACAUUGCACAGCUUAGUGAGUCUCUCUCUCUCUCUCUCUCUCUCUCUCUCUCUCUCUCUCUCUGUCUGUAGUUUUGUUCUGUUCUGAUUCACUCUCUCUACAAGACGAUCGUUUUCCUUAGGGUUUUUGAUGCUAUCUAUUUCUCUCUCUAAUUUGCUAUAUUCUCUCUCAUCGUCGCACAGCGUUGCUCAAGGUGUUAGUACUAAUGGAGUUUGAAAUGGCUUAACUUGGAACCCACUUUUUUGAGUAAUUCAUCAAGGUUUAAAAGCUUCAUGGCUCGGAAGGGUAGUCAACAGAAGAAUGGAGUGGACCGUCAUGGAUUGAAUCACAAAAAAGGGGAUUCCGAGGGUGUACUUCCGGGUAUGAAAGGUCAUGCUAAAGGAGGGCCGGAAAAGGUAAAGGUUUAUCCGGGAGAGGAACUCGCAAAUGGCAACCGGCCAAACGGUCUUUCGCAGAAUGCAUGUGAAACUACUUCUGCUGGUAAUGACAAUAACAAUGAGCAAAAGUCUGAGAAGUUUUCUAGGAAAGAGAAGCAAGGGAUGGUUGGAAAGCAUGACUUGGAGGAAUCAUUGUCCUUUGGGAGUAAUUCAGGGGAUGGCAGUCUGAAAUCCGAAGUUCCAAUACAAGAAGAAAAUGGGACUUUACCGGGAAGUAAUCAAGGUCAACAGAGUAUAAAGAGUAGAUUGAGCUGUUUACUGGAUGAUUUGCACCUGCAAAAUGUGAUAGAAAAAGUAGAGCUUGCUGAUAAUAUGAUUAUUUGGAGAUUAAGGUUGUCAGUACUUUCCAUCUUUGCAGCAGUUACUGAGUGGCUAACAAGGCAGAAGCCAUUGUUAGAAUCUCUUUGGACCAUAAUUUUUAAAGCUUGUUAUAAUCUCAGAACGAAAAUUGAGCUGGCAUAUCCGGUUGUUCUGAAGUGGCUCAUGCAUUUUGGGAACAUAAUGCUCCUAAUAUCAGUGUUUUGGUUGGACUGUGCCCUUCGGGGUGUCGAUUCGUUUGUACGGAUGGGUACAACAGCCUUCUUCUCUGUUAUAUGGUGCAGCAUAUUCUCAGUCAUUACUAUGAUAGGGAUGCUCAAGUUUUUUGUUAUCCUGGGCCUGGCUGCCUUGAUUGGAUUUUUUGUUGGUCUCACACUUGCAAUUCUGGUAAUUGCAAUCCUUGGAAUUAUUUCCUUGUGGUUUUAUGGUAGCUUUUGGACAACGGCAUUUUUCAUGAUCCUUGGAGGAUUGGCAUUUAUGUUAAGCCAUGAACGUGUAGCAUUACUUAUCACCACUGUAUAUUCUGUCUAUUGUGCUUGGCUGUACGUUGGGUGGCUUGGAUUGCUAUUGGCUUUUAAUCUAGCUUUUAUCUCAAGUGAUGUUCUGAUAUACUUCCUCAAGAAAAACAUAGAUCAACAGAAUAGGUCCAAUCCUUUUGAGCCAAGAGCUGGAAUGCAUGGUCAACCAGGUUUCUUUAAUGAUGAUCCGGUGCAGCCUUCUUCCUCUGAAAAUGGGACGGGACCAUCUGGAGAUCGUAAUGCUGGAGUCCCUUCAACUAGUGGAGAUGAUUCUGAUGUAACUUCUGAGGAUGAAGUUGUCCGUUUGUUGAACUGCUCUGAUCACUAUUCAGCAUUGGGCUUGACGCGGUAUCAAAAUAUAGAUGUUUCAGUACUAAAGCGGGAAUAUAGGAAGAAGGCAAUGUUGGUACAUCCUGAUAAAAAUAUGGGUAAUGAAAAGGCUGUAGAAGCCUUUAAGAAACUUCAAAAUGCAUAUGAGAUUCUAAUGGAUUCCUUGAAACGAAAAGCAUAUGAUGAUGAGCUAAGGAGAGAAGAGCUUUUGAGUGUAUUUCACAGAUUUCAUAAUGCUUCCCAUAAGAAUGGUAGGCAUGGAUUCUUUCCUUCAGGAUUUGCACGGUCAGAUGCAGACGGUGAGGACCCAUUUGGUGAUUCAAGGCGAAUAGCCUGCAAAAGGUGUGGUGGCUUUCAUGUCUGGAUACACACCAAGAAACAGAAGUCUCGGGCAAGAUGGUGCCAGGAUUGCCAAGAUUUUCAUCAAGCCAAGGAUGGUGAUGGAUGGGUUGAACAAUCUUCCCAACCAUUUCUUUUUGGCUUACUGCAGAAGGUUGACUCUCCUUCUGCAUACGUGUGUGCUGAUAGCAGGAUAUAUAAUGCCACGGAAUGGUAUAUCUGUCAGGGUAUGAGAUGUCCCGCGAAUACCCACAAGCCAAGUUUUCAUGUAAACACCAGUUUAAUGUCCAAGCAUAAUUCUGGCAAAGGACCUAGUUCAGGUCAAAGAGGUGGGCGACCAACACCUAAUAUGGAUGAAAACAUGAAUGAGGUAGAAUUCUUUGAGUGGUUACAGAAUGCAGUACACACAGGCGCGUUUGACAAUUUUAGUAGCAGCACUGCAACAGACAACCCAUCUGCUAAAUCUGGAAAUGGAACAAAAAACCCUGGCAGUGGUAGUGGUAGUGGCAGCAAAAGAAAGAAAAAGGGAAAAAAGCAAUGGUGAUAACCAGAUCAUGUUUUACCAUUAUGGCCAUAUUGCCUUGGAAAGCAUGUAAGUUUCAGAGUAGCUAUCUGUUAAUGAAGCCCCAAAAUAGAGUUGGAGUCCAUUGUAAAGCGUUUUUAUUUCUUCAAAAGUGUAUUUUUUGUUGUCCAAUGAUUUUUUUGGUAUCCCUUUAGCAAAGUACAGGCUUGUGGCAAUGAUCCUUCUGCACAUGAUUUUCCUUGUCUAGGUGCAACUCAUGCAUGAAUCAUGAUGUGGGACAAAGGAAUGUUUUAUCUAAUGGUAUACCAGAGGCAACAAAAUGUACCGAGCUGCAAUUUCCAGCAGAAAUAGGCCAUACUAGUACUUCAGGCGGCAAAGAUGCCACCUAACAUUAGCCAUAUUUUGGUUCAAUUCAUAAUUUUGUGACUCUAUAGUGGUUAAUUGAAAUAAUUAGUUAAUUCAAAUUAUAAACAUAUUGAAAUAAAAGAUGAUUG